Messenger RNA from Mytilus californianus (California mussel), 5558 nucleotides. RefSeq lists its product as uncharacterized. The record is from RefSeq and is a predicted model, not a curated record. Gene Ontology annotation, molecular function: protein binding. Bases 69 to 2339 code for a protein of 756 amino acids. The transcript is spliced from 3 exons. NCBI's taxonomy places the organism in Eukaryota, Metazoa, Mollusca, Bivalvia, Mytilida, Mytilidae.
GAAAAAAGUAAAUAAAGCCAAAGUUCUCAACCAAAAUGACAGUUUGAAAAACAAAACAUUCUACAGAAAUGGGGAAAACGGUUCGUAUGUCAAAGGGGUCCUCUAAAAGUCCUUAUGCAGCGAGGAAAAGGUUACGGUCCUCAGCACAGGUAAACAAGCCAGCAUCUGUUAGCGUUAGUCAUCAGUCCGACGAGAUCAUUUACCAAAGAGUACAACAGAGAGACGUAUUGACACAUAUGAGAAGCAGAUCUAGGUAUGUCGUUGGACAGCAUACUUCCACGCAAGUUACAGCUCAGAUGACUCCAGAAAUUAGGAAUGAAGUUAAACAGACUAUCAAUACACUUAUUAACUAUCCAGCUACAUCUACAUCUCUUGAUUCAGUCAAUGAAAGGCAACACUUGAAUACAGAAUCAGCUGCACCAAAAACAUCAACAUAUCAUUAUCUAUGUCAGAAUAUUGUUGGUACAGAGGAGCAUGUUAAAUCAAUCAGAAUGAUGAACACUGUUAGAGACAAUUUACAAAGUGACAAGAAACAUACAAUAAUUACCAGUGGGAGUUUUGGAGAGGGACUUGAGAUGCUAGGUAGUGAUUUAGAUGUUAUGGUUGUUAUUAAAUUUAUUGACGUUCGUGAAGACAUACAUAUUGCUCUGAAUGCUGAUAACAUACACUUUACUUUGGAAACGGAAGAUACACACCCAGGUUUCACUAAGUUACGAUUACUGCAUAGUAAUGACCAGGAUAUCCUUGAAGACUGCGAAGAGAUAGGUAAUGAUUUCUUCUAUUCAAACCUGUUAUUUAAAGAACGAUUCUCGAAAGAGGGUUUGUUGACUUAUCACGGACCAUCUCUUACCGAUGGAUUUAUUGACUUAGUAUACUGCUUACAUAGUAAAUUAUGGAUAACACCAGCAAAACAAUGGAUUACACGAUCAAACAACAAUUCAUGGCCGAGUUGGGAUGUUAAACAGACUAUUGUUAAACACGGGGUUCUAUUCGUACCAGUUGGUGUGAAAGGGUCAACAGAAGAAGAAUUAGAAUGGCGCGAUUCAUUUUCCGUUGGCGAAAAACUACUUAUAUACUCAUUUACACAUACACAAUUACUAUGUUAUUCACUAAUGAAAAUUCUAAAAGACGUUAUAGCUUUAGACGUAGAUUGCAAAGAAUUGCUUUGUUCAUAUUUCAUGAAAACAGUUUUGUUUUGGAUAUGUGAAGAACUACCUUUAUCAAUAUGGAGACCCGAAAACUUGAUAUCUUGUUUUAUGGCGUGUUUCAGUAGGCUUAUUUAUUAUGUUGAAUACUCAGUUUGUCCGCAUUAUUUCAUUCCUGAGAAUAAUUUAUUUGAGAAUAAGAUACACGGACAUGCGCAUAAAACACUUUUAAAUAGGUUGCACAUUCUUUACAGCUCUGGUUGGCAAUGUAUCUUAAAGUCAGAACAAAUGCCGAAUUUCAAUGCAUUAGCAUUUGAUAUUAUCAAUGAGUCAAGUUGCUUACAUGUCAAACGGGUGGAAAAGUUAUUAAUAUCGGUUAUGUUUGGGGCUGACACCUUGCAGAAGACCUUUUGUUUUCUUUUAGAAAAAGUUAUAUACAAGGUAUUGUCCAGUAAGAGUUCAAGAAUAAAAAUCCUAUAUACAUACUAUUUGUCAAAAUUUUGUUGCAAAUGUGACCAAUUACUUCCAUUUAAGGAUAAUUCCGGUAAUAAAUCUCUUUAUGAACAGGACAAUACCUGUAUAAGUACUUUAUUACUGAACACAAAUCAUGAUACUGUAUCUGGAUGGCUGUUGUUAGCUUCGUUUUUCUACAGAAGAAAACAAUACAAUACAGCUCUUAAUAUCGUACAGUAUUCUUUGUUGAAAUGUUCACAAGAAAAACUUCAACAAUUCCUGAAUUUGUCCGAUAUUCAUUAUGACCUAUUUGAUUUACAUUUCUUUAGAGGUAUGGAUCUUGUUCAAUUGUGGAAGUGUUUGCUUUUAGAUUUUGUGUAUUUUUCUAAAACCUCUACGUUAAUACCAGAGGAGUUAAUACAAAUUGGAGAAGAAUGUAUAAUACCACCAGUUGUUUAUGCUCAUUUUCUGCAAUUUCUAUGUCAUUUUCAUCUCAAAAAUUGCAGUCAAUACCGAGAUUCCUUUCGGAAUAUACAGUUGGCUAUAUACAUGGUAAAGAAAAACUAUGUUUCAGUUCCUUGUAUGGUUGAAGGUGAAUGUUAUAAUAUCGUAGGUAUAUGUUUUCUACUUUCUGGAGACAAAGAAUCAGCGAGACAAGCCUAUAUACAAUCAAAAGAAUUAUAUCCAGAUGUAAAGGGAAACAGAGCAUUCCGAAUGUUGUCAAUAAUUAGGUUGAUGUGAUUAUUGUUAUGAAUAUUAUUGUGGGCCUUCGCCUAUUUAUCUUAUGUUUUUCUGUAUACCAGUGUUUUUUAUUAACUGAACAGUUGUUUGUCCAUAUUGAUUUAUGCUUGUUACUCACCUUCGCUCACAUUGGUCUAUGUGUACAUUAAACAAAGGACGCACAUUUUGGCAGGAAUAUGAUUCAUGACAAGAUUCUGUUUAGGUGAUGGUGACGUGUUUGUAGAUCUUACUUUACUGAACAUUCUUGCUGUUAAAAUGUACCUGUAUCUAUCAAGAACUUGGCCCAGUAGUUUCAGAGGAAAAUAUUUUUGUAUAAACUAAUUUACGAAAAUUUACGAAAAAGAAACUUUGAAAGGCAAUAACUCCGGAAGGGGUCAAUUUACAAUUUUGAUCAUGUCGACUUAUUUGUAGAGCUUACUUUUUUUCUUUCUUUUGACAGUUUAUCUCUAUUUAGAAUUCUAAUCAAGAUAAUCUCACAAAAAAUUGCAAAAUUUCAUUAAAUGUACCAAUUCGGGGGCAGUAACCAAACAAGGGUUUGUUUGAUGCGUCUGAAAAUAUCAGGGCAGAUAGAUCUUGACCUGAUGAACAAUUUUACUCCACUCAUAUUUGCUCUAAAUGCUUUAGUUCCAGAGAAAACUGCAUUUUACCCAAUGUUCUAAUUUUAUUCAUGGCGGCCUUAUUGGUUUUAUUUGGUCCAGUAGUUUCAGAGGAGAAGAUUUUUUAAAAGUUAACGGACGACGACAACGGUAGACGGACGCUAAGUGAUGAGAAAAGCUCACUUGGUUCUUUAAAAUGACAGGGUUUUGUUUUUGAUCAGAACACAAGUGUUGUGGACUUGUAUAUUAAACGAUCAGCUUUGAACAUUACAUAACAAAACCCUGUCAUUUUUAAUAGAUUAUGUGUUAAAAAUUGUUACAACAACCAUAUAGUCACAUAUAAAUCUUGUGCUUUCUCAAUUCCUGGGUCACAACAUACUUAUUAUUUCGAACAAUUGCAAGUUUUCUUCAAUGGACCCUGUUGUGUAUGUAACAGUCUUGUAUAUUGUCGUCUGCUCAUCAUGCAAAAUUUAUGGAUUAGUUGUAGAAACUUGUAAAAUAUUAUAGAUAUAGUCGGGUGUUUUUUUGUUGAAAUUUUUCAUAUAAUUGGUGUGCUGUCUCCUUGCCGUCUAAUCUGUAACCAACCAUCUCAUAAUGUCAUGAAUAUCGAUAGUGAAUGCUUACAACAAACAUUUUGCAUGAUAAUGCAAGAAAACAUAUCACUCCUUUUCAUAGUUCAUAAUGUUUUUUUUUUCAUUUUAAUAAUUGGGUACAACUGAUAGACCUUUUAUAGUCGAACUAAUUUAUGCAUAAUAGGGCGUUUGAGAACUUGUAAAGACACACAUUUACUGUUGAAAACUAAAUGUUUUGUUAUAGUGACGCUAGGUUGUUAUAUGAAUAACGUACAUCCUGUAUCUCCUUAAAUUAUUAUUGACUGUCAAGCAAAUAAAUCAAGAUCAAGAAUAACUAACAGCAUGUUAUUAAAAAUACACAAUUCCCUGCGUUUACUUUGUUUUUUUUCUGAUUAAAUUUCUGCCCUUGCAUGGUGUGUGUUUUGAUUGAUGUAAGUCUUUGAUGUAUGCAGUAUUUCUUCUGAUUAUUAGGUCUUUCCACUUUUCUGAGGAAAGACCUAUCGUAUUUAUUCUGAUUAUUAGGUCUUUCCACUUUUCUGAGGAAAGACCUAUUGUAUUUGUUCUGAUUAUUAUGUCUUUCCACUUUUCUGUUGAAAGACCUAUUGUAUUUGUUCUGAUUAUUAUUUUUUUUAUCUUCUUCCGCCACUUUUAUUUCUUGCUUAUAAAUUCUGUUUCGCAAGAUGUCGCUUAGGUGUUUUGUAUAUGAUAUCAAACAGUUUAUGUGCCUUUGAAAUUGACCCUGCUAAACCGAAUACUUUUCUUUGUAGGAGUUAUCUCCCCGAACACUGUUUUCCGUGUGAGUGUAUCUCCUCCGUAACCGUAAAAGAAAGCGACAAAUUUACUUUACCAAAUUGCUCGUUAUAUCCUCAGGAUGGUUUGUCCAAUUUUGAACGAAGCAAUACGAAAACUCCAUAUGAGAGUUAUUUCCCCUUAUGUAUUUGACAUAAUGAAUAUAUAAAUGUAUAGUAUGAAUGGUAAGUGAUAGAGAUCUCUGGUAAUUGAUUUGAGGUCCUUGGUUCAUUUAAACGAAAUUGAGGCCAUGGUCAAAGGUCAAGGUAUUAUUCUAAAUUUUGACUUUUCCUUGUGAUUUGAUCUCCUCUGUCACUUUUAAAGAUAUAUAUACAACAACUAGUGUAAAAUGAUUGCCUAAUUGUGAUUAAGAUAUGAUACAUUUGGUCUGAAAUAUUCCAAUGACGUCUUAUAGGGGUUAUUGUCCCUGAAAUGAUUCAAUUUAAGAUUAAUUGAAUAUUACUCCAACUUGGUGCAUGAUAAAGCCAUAGGGUCUUUUGCAACAUGUUGGUUGACUUAUGACCUUGAAAAAUACCAACCGGAAGUGACCUUGAGGAAACCAGAAGUAGCCAUUUUUGCACUUAUUUCAUUCAAAAGUACCUAGAAACUUUAUAUUUUUUAAAUACACAUAUAUAAACCUAUCAUUUGAGACCGUAAGUGACCUGCAAUAAACCGGAAGUACCUAAUGCCUCCCUUUUUACAGGCAAAAGUAUAUAGAAACCAUAUAUUUUUGGAAUCAGUGUGAAUUUAACUAUCAUUAGACCAGAAGUGACAUUUUUUUAACCAGAAGUUGACAAUUAUCGCCCUUAUUUCAGGCAAAAAUAUAUAUAUAGAAACCAUAAAUUGAUUGAAUCAGUAUGUAGAAACCUAUGCUAGGACGCUAAUAGUUACUUUGAAUCAAUCGGAAGAAGUUGUUCAUCAAUAAUUUAGAAAAGUGAUGUGGAGUGGAAAGACCUGCAAUUGCACUCUGAACAAUUGGUUUUUAUUUUUUUUUUCUUCCGCCAAAUUUCAUUCUUGCGAUUAAUUAUUGUUUCGCAAUAUGUCACUUAGAUUUUUCUUAUAUUGUAUCAUGUUGUUUUCUUCAGUUUCUCUCUCUACACCAUAUCCACGGGUAACACGUCUACACCUUCUUGUGUUCAUAACAAUACUAGCUUCUUCUUACAGACCUGAAAAAAAGGUUUGAGUUAAAACUUUCAAAUAUACUUUUCUCUUUUGAAUUUAGAGACAGUUUAUUGUAAAUAUAAAAUGUUCUUCUGACUUCU